AUGGCGUUAGUCACCAAGGUGGAAGUGAUCAGGUUUAAGAGCUUUCAAAUAAAAAAUGCUGAAACCAAAGUGAGCUUCAUCUUCCCACCUCACAGUGAAUUUGGGAUCUUGCAGUUUUAUAAGGUGUUUAAAUUUCUAGACAGUGCCACGUUUCUCUGCUUUGGCUACAGUAGCAGCCCUAUUGGACUAAGGUCCACAUCAAUAACACGCUCUUAUUAUCGCAAUUCUGUGGGUGGCUUACUAGUGUUUGACAUCACGAAUCGACGAUCUUUCGAACAUGUGAAAGACUGGCUAGAAGAAGCAAAACUGCACGUGCAGCCCUUUCAGAUUGUGUUCCUGUUAGUAGGACAUAAAUGUGACUUAGUGUCACAGCGUGAGGUUACAAGAGAAGAAGCUGAAAAACUGUCGUCUGACUGUGGUAUGAAAUAUAUAGAAACUUCAGCAAAAGAUGCCACGAAUGUUGAAGAGUCCUUUACCAUUCUUACACGAGACAUCUAUGAACUUGUAAAAAAAGGAGAAAUCUCAAUACAAGAUGGAUGGGAAGGUGUCAAGAGCGGCUUUGUUCCAAAUGUUGUACACUCAUCAGAAGAAGCUGUGAAGCCCAGAAGACAGUGCAUCUGCUGA
Molecule: messenger RNA, 624 nt
Organism: Egretta garzetta (little egret)
Lineage: Eukaryota; Metazoa; Chordata; Aves; Pelecaniformes; Ardeidae
Gene: RAB39A
Product: RAB39A, member RAS oncogene family
Exons: 2
Coding region: 1-624 (207 amino acids)
Cellular component (GO): Golgi membrane
Molecular function (GO): GTPase activity; GTP binding
Source: RefSeq, a predicted model, not a curated record